Molecule: messenger RNA, 3617 nt
Organism: Salvelinus fontinalis (brook trout)
Lineage: Eukaryota; Metazoa; Chordata; Actinopteri; Salmoniformes; Salmonidae
Product: homeobox protein Meis1-like
Exons: 6
Coding region: 723-1706 (327 amino acids)
Source: RefSeq, a predicted model, not a curated record
CAUUGUGUAUAACGCGACCUGUUAUGGCCACCACUACUUCCGGGUUUCGGCAGUCUGGUCCAUAUCCACUCCUCAGUCGCGUUUUCCCAACUAUUCGCACCCAUUGUACACAAACCAACGAGGAGUUGGCGGCUGAGCACAGCAUCGAUCGAGGGCUGCUCCUUUAAGAAAGACUAAGCCUGAAUUAUCACCCCACCUCCUCCUGAUCUUCUUUACAGGGCUUUUGCGUUUUAAAAAAUCAACCCAGGAGCCGAGAGUGAUCAAAAGAAAAACGAGUGAGCUGAAUUUUUUUGUGUGCAUUUGACUAUUCACAUUAGGUGUGCUAACCCGUGGAAGCGCGGCGCGGAUCAUCAUUCAUUCCGGGCUACUUUGACAAGCCUCGGCGUUUGAUUGACAGGCGUGGUGGCAAAAAGCCAUGAGACUUCGCUAGUUUUGUUUUGAGGGGUAUUUUCAUACAAAUUUUUUUGUAAAAUAAGACUGGGGUUUCUCUCCCUAUGCCACUGCCCUGGGGAUAGCUCAGGCCCUAUUCACGGUUGCUUUGGACUGAACUUGAGCUGAAGAGGGCUGGCUUGAAUUCAUCGUUGCCUUUCUCUUGCAAGAAAUACGGAUUCUUGAAAGAUCUCGCAUUUGGAAUUUGCGUUUUUAUUUGUUCUUCACCCUGGCCUCUUAGGGGAUAUAUCCGAAGCGAAAGGAGAGAAGAAGAGAGGGACUAGAGGAGGGAUAUGGCGCAGCGGUACGAAGACUUGCCCCACUACGGGAUGGACGGGGUGGGUAUUCCCACCACCAUGUACGGCGACCCGCACGGUGCCCGCUCCAUGCAGGCCGUCCACCUCAACCACGGUCCCCAGCUACACUCACACCAGUACCCGCACACAGCCCACAGCAACGCCAUGCCGUCCAGCAUGGGCUCGUCCGUCAACGACGCCCUGAAGAGAGAUAAAGACCAGAUAUAUGGGCACCCCCUCUUCCCCCUGCUUGCACUGAUUUUUGAGAAAUGUGAAUUGGCAACUUGCACGCCCAGAGAGCCUGGAGUCGCGGGAGGAGACGUUUGUUCAUCGGAAUCUUUCAAUGAAGACAUAGCAGUGUUUGCGAAACAGAUUCGGGCAGAAAAGCCGUUAUUUUCAUCGAAUCCGGAACUGGAUAACCUGAUGAUUCAAGCCAUUCAAGUUUUACGGUUUCAUCUUCUGGAGUUGGAAAAGGUACACGAACUAUGUGACAAUUUCUGUCACCGGUACAUCAGCUGUCUGAAAGGAAAGAUGCCCAUCGACUUGGUGAUCGACGACAGAGAGGGCGGAUCAAAAUCGGACAAUGAGGAAAUAACAAGAUCAUCCGGGCCUCUUGAUCAGGUAAUGUCACAUCUCUCUCUCUCUCUCUCUCUCUCGCUCUCUCUCGCUCUCUCUCUCUCUCUCUCUCUCUCUCUCUACUGGGAAUAUUCAGUGUGGUGUCUUCUGGGUCACUUCUCCGCGAGGCGCUGUUAUUUGCAUAUGAUUAAGACCGUUUUAGAUUCCAUCGGAAUGAACAUUUCUCUGUAUAAUAUAUCCAUCAUUGGCCCAUUAAGGUUUGAUCCGGGAACCGACCCGGGGGAGAUUAGCCCGAGAAAGCAUCGCCAUAAACUUGACCUGCUUCUUGUCCAUUUUAAUUUAGCCAUCUUUCCCUUUUUCUUAUUUUCCUCCUCCUCUCUACCACCUCUGUCUUCUAUUUUUUAAUCAAAUCGAAACGUCAUCAGUACAUUUAUAUUACCACGCAGCUACUGUGGAGAGGCCAAACACGUUGUUUGAUAUCUCACCGGAGGGACUGAGACUGUGUGGGUUUAGUUGCCUUGGAUUUCCCGUUGUAGUUUACGGUUCAUUAGGUGUCUUGUCAGUAUUUUUCCUCAGACAUGAGCGCACAUUGCUUCGGCUAUAGCCCUAUUCGUGACCACUUUGUGCUUUAAAGCGCGAAUACCGAGAGAGAUUCCAUGGCACUUGCUGAAAUUACGGUUUGAGUUUGAAAGCUACAAGGCAGUAGCCUAGAUUAGGGCAAGGCAGUAGGCUAGAUUAGGGCAAGGCAGUAGGCUAGAUUAGGGCAAGGCAGUAGGCUAGAUUAGGGCAAGGCAGUAGGCUAGAUUAGGGCAAGGCAGUAGGUUAGAUUAGGGGAAUGUUUCCUUUUGUGAGUCGCGGGCAGCAGUAGCGAUAUCAGCACACCCUUCAUUAUGUGCUCCACUGGCUGCUCGCUCUCGAGGGACAUUGUAGUGCGCGCGCAGGCAUGACCCUAAUGGUCCGUAUUGCCGUUAAAUAAUGAUAACAGUAAUAAUGAUUAGAAUUAUGCAAAUCUAUAGCCCUAUCUUUUAUGCGGUGGAUUUUAGUCCAUUAAUAGCACGCUUCAUUUUGUAGCCUGAAUAGAGACACAGCUUUUCUUAUUUCACUUAACAAAAUAGGCCUAUAUUUUCGAAAGUUAUCUCUGUUAGGGGUUUUAGAGAAGAAUGAAUGAAGGCCCUCAGAGAGAUAGGCUAUGGAUACCGAUGAAGGGGGGGAAAAAACAAGUGGCCAAAUUAAAGAGAUUAGCGGGCUAGGCAGAUAUAAAAAGUAAUGAAGCGAUUAGGCUAAAUAAUUUAAAUCCGUGGACCUCCAUAUGGUUGAGUGGCCGGCUAGAGCUGGCGGUCUGUUGUAGUGCUCCGGAGAGAGUGGUAGCGAGCAGCUCCCAUGUUCUGUGGUGAAUGGCGUAGUUAGCAGGCAGUAUAGCCUAGGCAUCGUCAUUCAUGGAGGAGCUGGGACCAAAAUGGGAGCGACCCCCUGCCUGCCUCAAGCUUCCUCUCUCUCGCUCGCUCUCUCUCUCCGUCACCAGCCCCAUAUUAAUGAUUAUGCUAAUGAGGCAGAUCGCCCCGCCAGAUAACACUUCAUUUAAUUCAAAAGCAGAAUUAAAUAACAUGAUGCCAAUUGUUCACUUAAGUGUUUCUUUGAACGCGUAUUCUUUGGGGACGUUGUCAAAGACGUUGCGCCUAGAUAGUCUGAGAUAUGAGUGAAACUGUGGAAGAUAAAGAGGUAUAGAGAUAUAGGCUUCGUGAACACCCUAGGGUGUGUAGGUAUAUGAAGCACAUCGCGUUGUGCUCGCGGGCAGUGAUAUGGUUCUUUAAUUGACUUUAAGAUGAAGACAUGCCCUAUUUUAAUCUAAUGAUGGCCUUACUUAUAGCCUAAAUAUUGAGGCUAAUAUCAUAUAGGCAUAUAGGUUGACAGUGUCUCCGCUGUGAAUCGCAUUAAUAUGGCCUCUAUGUAAAAGUGUUUUGACAGAUCUGGAAUAUGUCCAUAUCAAUUAAAUUCCUGUUCAUGUGAUAUUUCAGAGCAAGAUUAUGAUACAAUACAAAGUAGUGCAGCAAUCCACUACAGCCUACAUUUGAGGCGUAUCUGCUUAAUGAUCCAUACACCACAAAUUAACUUAUCCAGAGAACGCUGAGGGGUCUUUGGCUCAAAGAUAAGACCAUUUUCAAUUAAAUGAAACUGCACUUGUUUUAUCGCGAUACUUUCCAGCUGAGCUGAAUAUAGGCUAUGUAUUUUAGUAUUUUGUAUUUCUUGUAGGACGUUUUAUGGUUUUGCGUUUGUUAGGCGGCUGUGACAUCCUUAACGGAUUAGGGCGGUGUGAGA